AUGUCGGUCGUAAUCGGGGCCCUCAGCUCUCUAAUUGGAUAUCUAGGCGCCGCGGCGGCAACUGAAACCUUCUUCGAGCGGCUUCUUUGGCCUGAGCGCUUCUACAACGACGUCCACCCAUAUGUCUUGCUCCGACUGGCUUUUUUCUUGCCCAUGGCGGGACCCCUUCACGGGGCGGCACUCGACUGCCUCAGCACCUUCCGUGACCAUGGACUGUACCUUGGCAUACGGCGAGGCAAAAUGCUUGGAACCAUGUUCUAUCAAGACACGGAAACCAAGUACCGUCAAAGAACCGAUGAGCAACGAAAUGAAAAGGAGGUCAAGCAGGACGCGAGAAAUGGGUUUUGGGUACAGGUUCUCAGAGAGGUCAAAUGCCACCGUCACGCGGCGAAUCUCACCUUGGUGGAGAGAGGAGAGAUGGCAGAAUGGACUCCGCCAUUUCGAGCGAUGCAGUUUCUCCAUCAUCUUAGGUUGCGUUACUCCCGUUCACGUCCAGAUGGUGCCAUUCCAAUCGAAGAGUUCAACGUCACUUGGCGAACGUUCUUGGGCACGCUUAUCAGCGAAGUAUCCUCAAUUGCUGUCGCAAUUACAGCGGCAGUUGUAGAGCCUUUCAGAACAUACUGGCUGGCGGGCUAUUUGCUCAUACCGUUGGCAUUAAAGCUUCUAGCCCUGCUCGUCAGAGUCCAGCGAGAGCCAAUUGUCAAGGGCAGGGCGGAAUCCGAAAGCGUACUCUACCAAAUCCAAGAUCCAACGUACGGCUUUGCCAUCAUCGACGGUGUUCCAAGUGUGGUCCUGCAGUUCUUCCAGCAUUAUGGACACCCGAAACGAGACAGCGGGGUAGGUGGCCGGAGAGACCGAACUCGGGAGCUACUAUCAAUGGCUCUCAUUUACCUGUUUCUUCUUUACUUUCCCGCCGGAUUGAUCGGCUCUGUGUGGAUGCCCAGCAAUACGCAGCUUCUUUGGCUCGGGUUUGAGGCCUACACCAUUGUCAUGAUGCACGUUGUCCGAAUCGUUGGAUGGGACAAUUGUGGAAGGACCGAGGCACGCGUCGCGAGAUAUCUGGAGCAGAAAAAACUUGUCUUUUUGCGCCGUGCUGACGGGGAGGGAAUAGUGGCUUCCCUGGAGACUCGAGUUUUCCCUAGCAUCAGGAGUGCGAGGCGGGAGGUAAACAUAAUCGUCAAGCAAAAAUGCCGUGACGGAUAA
Molecule: messenger RNA, 1203 nt
Organism: Capronia epimyces CBS 606.96
Lineage: Eukaryota; Fungi; Ascomycota; Eurotiomycetes; Chaetothyriales; Herpotrichiellaceae
Exons: 1
Coding region: 1-1203 (400 amino acids)
Source: RefSeq, a predicted model, not a curated record